CACCUCUUCCACGGUUUGUAUCGAUCAUUAAAAUGCCUCAGCCGCAUUCAGAACAUUCGGCAUCCGAGCUAAAAAUCCUAAAAUAAUUACAUUGAUCUAAAAACCCAAAGUCGGCAUGCCUGCUUCUAUGCUAAAAAUCCAGCGAAAUCUAUUUUCGUUUCAGCUCAGCCUGUACAGUAAAUUGUACCGAAUAGCCCUCGGCCUAGAGUUUUCCGGCUUCGCGUAGUCUUGCACUGAAAUUCGGGACAUGUUUACAAGGAUCAGUCAAGCGUGCAUAUCAGGAACUGACUGAUGGAUGAUCUGGAAUGGUGCUGUAUAUACCAGCUGGUCUGAGCUAGUCCUUGCAGAUAAGUGUCUGCAUACAAGGAACUGAAAGAUACAACAUGGCAUCAGAUGCAGUGGAGGUUUUAUCAGAUGCUGCUGAUGAAAAAGAGGCUUCCAUGGACAUAGAGAUCUCCAUCAAUCCAGACUAUGAUGAUCCCACUCCAGACACCAGUGAGAGUGAGCCAGACAGAAAAAAGGACAGUUCUGUACAGGCUCAUGGUGAAAGUUUUGAAAUCUCAGACGGACCACUUUUGUCUUGUGACCAGUGUGAUCGACAGUUUGUCUCUGAGGAAUUUCUCCAGAAGCAUCGAGUCAAUCACCAGUUCAAGAGGUCAUUUGUAUGUCGACAUUGCCACCAUGAGACCUCCACCGAAAGAGCCCUCCAACAGCACCUAAAGACACAUCUAGGAGAGAUGCCUUUCAUGUGUGAUGUAUGUGGUAAAGGUUUUGGAAAUGUGUACCACUAUCGGAGUCAUUACAGAACACACACUGGAGAGAAGCCUUACAAGUGUGGAAUUUGUGGUAAGCGGUUUACAACUUCAACAGGACUUCGGUACCAUGAAAGGACACGAAGUGGAGAGAACUGUAGCAUUAGAGUUGGAGGAAAGGGUCCUGAAGAAGCGAACAAGCUGAAGGAUUGGGAUGGCGAUACACUGAUUUAUGUUCACCCUCCAACAGGGUAUAUGAAUCUGCUGAUUAACUCUGAAAGUAAAUCUCCACAAGAAAAGGAUGAUUCCACUGCCAAAUGUCGGGAUAAAAGUCCUGAGACAGGCAAUGCAAGUACAGAUGUCUCCUCUAUGACAAUGGCUGAGAAGCAACAGAUAGCUCUGUCUUACAAUGAGGGAACUGAAUGCAUGAUUUGUGGGAAGAAAUUUCAGUACCCGUCCAUUCUAAAGAGUCACAUGAGAGUUCAUAGCGCUGAAGAGAUUGACCAUACCCUGAAGUUGUUCCAGUCUUCCACUGAUGAGGACAGUAUGAAUAAGUUUGCAUCUUGGAAGCCAUAUGCUUGUAAGGAGUGCGGGCAUGAAUGCUGCACUUCAGAGGAGUUGAAGACUCACAUGCUAUCCCAUUCAGCACAGAAACCUCAUUUCUGCAAAUACUGUGGGAAGUGUUUUGGAAAGGCACACAACUUACAUGCUCAUGUGCGCACACAUACUGGUGAGAAGCCGUUCAAAUGUAUGGAUUGUGGUAAACGUUUUACAACCUCUACUGGAUUCCGAUAUCAUAACAAAGUUCACCACAAGGGUUCAGCCUCACAUGCCUCCAAAGAGAAGGAGAAUCUAAGUGAAUCGUUUGAACCUGGUUUUCUGAAGAUUGUCAGUGUGACCUCCUUAGCAGAUGGCUCUUCUGAUAUUGACCCAUCUAUAUUUGAGGACAUUGUUGAGACUUCUAAUGAGGUAGAUCCUCCUGAAACUUUGACAGAAAAAACUGAAACAUCUGAGCAUAAUACAACAGAAAAUAAUUCAGAAGUUACAAUGAUAUUAACAGCUGAUGAUAUCACUGAGGUUGAAAAACAAAGCAGUGAUGUUAAUUUGGAAUGUGAAGUCUGUGGCACUAUGUUUGAAGAGGAAGCUGUAUUGGAACGCCAUAUGAAGAAACAUCGAGCUAUCAAGAAAAAGAAGGCUUUGUCUGUAGGAUCUGAAGCAUCUCCAGAAAAACAGUCAUUAGGUAUUGUGGGAAGUGAAACAUCUACGUCUCUGUCAGCAGGACAAGUGCUUGUUACUACUGAAAAUGUCACUGAUUUAACUGACAUGAUGGAUGAAGAGUCUGAUGAUGAUGAGUUGCCUUCUGACUCAUCAGCAUUUACUUGUCCAUCUUGUGACAAGACUUUCAAUUCAGUGUCUGAACUUGAGAUUCAUUUAGAGCAACAUUCAAACACGAUUGAACCUAUCAGGUAUACAUGUAGAUAUUGCGCAAGAACUUUCUGGAGAAAGUACAACUUGACGAUCCACAUGAAGACCCAUACAGGAGAACGCGCCUAUUCUUGUAAUUACUGCCCAAAGAGAUUCAUCACCAGCAGUAGGCUGAAGUUUCACAUGAAAAGCAAACACUCCUAUGUGAAACUGAACAAAGUGAGCACAGAUGUCAGUGGUAGUCUAAGCAAUAAGAUGGAGAAUUUAGAUGUAAGAAUCGUUGAUAUUGGUGAUGUUGCUGCUAAUGGAGACGAUGAAGUUAGCCCCGAGAGGACCACCAUAAACGAACUCACACCCGGUGAAAGGCCCUUCAAGUGCAACGUCUGCCAGAAGACUUUCACAGCUAUGAAUGGGCUGAAGUACCACUUGACUCAUGUGCACAAGCCAGAAGAGGCCGAGAAGGAUCCAGGUCAGGUAGAAAGUGAAGAAAAGAUGAUUCAGGAAACUGUUGCCAUGGUAAAGAGACAUGAGGAGAGAAAGUCAUCUCCCGAGCCUGUAACAGCGAUUAAGAUAAAAACAGAACCAGGUGAACCAGAUGAUAUCCUUGCGAUGCAGACUCCAACAGAAGCAGAGCAGCAUAAUGGAGAGUCAGAAACUGCUGCCCUGUGUGCGGAGAUUGCUGAACGGAUGAAGAAGAGUAACAGCCAGUCAGCUUUCAUACUACCAUCAGGUAAGGCCGGCACAAGUGCUCCCUCAAGUUGCUCUGACAAAGAAAUAAACGAUCCAUCCCCAGCUGCUGUACAUGACACACUAGUAAGUGAUGGCGUGUCGGGUCGCAGGAGGAACAGAAAGAGUUCUAAGCCCAGUUUUUACGGAAUUAAGGUCAAGACUGAAAAAACUAAACCAGUAGAUUCUGAUUCCAACACUGGUGAUGACUUUGUGGUUUCAUUCGACAGUGUCAGUUCUGGACAAGUUCCGGAUGAUGUCCAAGCAAUGGCAGACAGUGAGAUCUAUGAUGCAUUGAAUCCUGAGAUUAAUACCUUCACACAGGAAGAGGAACUGGUUUUGGAUGACACCUCCAGAGAUGAAAGUAUGAACUUAGAUGUAAUGAAGGACUUUAAAUUCUGUGAUUACUGCAGCAAAAUUCUCCCCAGUGCUGAGUAUGACAGUCACAUGGAGAAGCAUAAUGGGACGUAUUACUCUUGUAGUAUUUGUAAUUUCAAAUUUGCAACUAAGGAGACUUUGAGAAAACAUGAAAACCUCCAUCCCAAAGAGACUCCCUUUGAGUGUAUAGAAUGUGGCCUUGGUUUCAUGUACGCAGCUGACCUACAAGUACAUCGUAGAGUUCACAAGAGUAAGAAGAAGUAUGAGUGUCUAUAUUGUGGGAAGUUUUUUGGGAAGUCCGACAACUUAAAGUCACAUGUUCGGACACACACUGGUGAAAAACCUUAUAAAUGCGAUAUCUGUGAUAAGAGAUUCACAACAUCGACAGGACUGAGAUACCAUGAAAGAAACAGAACACCGGAAAACUGCUAUAAGGGAAUGGACAACCGUUGCCGCUACAAGAAUCAUUACCAACAAGCUUAUGAUAUCAUUACGAAGGCUGCCAAGGAGGGGAAGAGCCGAGAAGAUAUUGCCAUGAUGUCAAUCAAGUCACGAUCAUCAAGUAAUACCUACUCUCUAGACUCCAAACAGGUUCUUGUCUUUCCCAAGACACCUGUGAUGAAGGAUACGUAUCAGCAAAUAGCACUGAAAAAUACCCUCAUGAAGCUUGACACAUCAGUCCUGCCUGAGGUAGCCAAACAUGUUCUCAAUGCACCGACAGGGAAGACAGAUGUGAUUGAUGAAUCUAAACAAAAAGGAGACAUACAGACUGAAGCUGUUUCAAUCAGGAGAGCUAGCAUUGACAGACAAGUCAAGAAAGAAAUGCAGAAACAGCAAGAAUUGGAUAGGCUAGUAAAGGACCAGUCUGUUUUUGCAAAGAAAAAGAUUUCCCGCUUCCCAACAAAGAAAAAGUUCGCCCGCUGCCCAUUCUGCCCAAAGAUUUUGUCUGAUCAGUCAGGGCUUAAGAAGCAUCUCCGUAUUCACACUGGUGAGAAACCUUACAAGUGCAGGCUGUGUAGCAGCUGUUUCGGUCGAUCUGACUACCUUCAGAAGCACAUGUUGACUCACAUGGAUGAGAAACUUCACCGGUGUGAUGUUUGUGACAAAUCCUACAAGUUAGCAUCAGAUCUCAACAGACAUAAACUGGCACUGCAUGGCAUGUUCACGCCCUCUGACAUAGAGUCAUCAUAUAUAUCGUUGGUUACCUACCCUUGUGAUGUCUGCCAGUUGGAGUGGAAGUCCGAAGAAUUGCUGCGUGAACACAUGAAAACCCAUGACCAUCAGUGCCCCAAAUGUAACAGAGCUUUCUCCAACGAUCGCCUCUAUCAGAUUCACUGUGGGAUCUGUACAGGAGCAGAGGUGGACAAUAUGGGGGAGGAACCCGAUGUCACGGUCACCUUUGAAGGUUUUGAAAUUACAUGCAGUCCACCUGGUUCUGAUAUAGAGGAUGAGGAACAAAACAUUGAAAUAGAAAAUGAAGGAAUAGAUUCUCAAGAGAUGGAAGAUUUGGAAUAUACAGAUGAUGAAUUAGAUGAUGUAGAAGGUGAUGAAGUUGAUGAUGCAGAUGAUGCAGAGGCUGUUCCUGAACGUGAUGAGGAGCAGGUUACACUGAGGAAGACUCGGACCAGUACAUUAAACAAACAGAGAACCAGCCACAGCUGCACAUCCUGUGGGAAAACAUUCAAAUCCUUCUCCACCAUGAUACUACAUCUGCUGGAACAUAAGGGACCGAAGAUAUUUCCUUGUCCGGUGUGCAGCUUCACAUGCUCUUCUUUGGAACAUCUGGAGGAGCAUGAGAAUGAACACAAUACCUCCAAGAACCCAUCUUCUCAGGUUAGAUGCAACCUCUGUGGCAAGUUCUUCGCGAACAAUGAGUUGAUGAAGUCCCACUACCAUGAACACUUGGGCGGGGAUGUGUACAAGUGCAGCAAGUGUCACAAGAUGUUCAAGCAGUUUCCAGACCUCAACAAACACUCUAAAACAUGUAAAGAGUCUUUGGAACAUUGGAAGGCAUUUUCUUGCAGCUUUUGUAACAAGCAGUUUGACAAGCAGGAUCACAUAAAGACACAUGUCCGCAUCCACACCGGGGAAAAACCAUAUGAAUGUCAAGUGUGUGGAAAGGCAUUUGCUGCUUCUACUGGCCUGCGACUCCAUCAGAAACGUGGGCCGCCAUACAUCUGCGCUCCACCCUCACCUGCGAAGAAGAUCACUACCACGACUGUAGUCACCAAGCGGAUAGUAAGUGAAAAGCAGUCGGUGAAAGAAAAGCGGACAGCCAGUGCAAGCAGUAGUAAAGCCACACCUGAUGAUGUUGCCGCAAUUCAGAAUGGCUAUUUGGAGCCACGUAGGAGGAGUCUGCGGAACAGAACAACAAGUGCCAGCAAGGGAAAGUAACCAGUGCUUUGAAGAGAAAGUAUUGCUAAGGAUAAUACCAAUUGUAUGAAGCAGUUGUUUACAAAACUUCUUUUUUUAUUAAUUGUAUUUGACAAGGUAGAGAUGUGUUGAAGAAUACUAUAUUUGUAAUUAAUUAGAGGUAAAUGCUGACCUGAUGGGCUGUUAAUCCUGUUUACUGGUGUUCAAGUUCAGUUUUUCUACUUCAAAUUUGUGAAAAAAUAGAUAACCUUUAAUAUCUUUUCUGAGGCCCGGCGCUUUUGCACUUACUAUGUGUAAUUACCAUAAUUUUUAGUGAGCUGCUUUACCCCAGACGUUCAUUAGAUACCCACCGCUUAUUAGAGGAAAUACAGUAAAGAAGUUAUGAUCAUGUUAGCGCUGGGAUUGAAAUAUUUCUUAACAUGGAUCAUAAAUUUCACAGGGUGAAUAUGGUUCCAUCUUGAAAGAACAAGCUGAUAUUGCAUAUUUUUCAAUCUCGCAAUUCAAAUGUGACUGGUGAUGCCAUGUUUGCCUCAUGUUUGAAUAGUACUGGUAAUGGUGUAUGGUAACCUGGAAAGUUGAAGGUAUCAGGAGUUAUCUCCCCUCAUCAAAUCCUCAUCCUUUCUAUGGAAUUGCUUACUGUGUCUAUCUGUAUGAUGUGAUGACCUUUUAAGUAUGGCAUGUGCUAUGAUUUUAGUAUAACAGUGCACAACAUUAUACUUUUUGUGUUUUAUUUGAACAUUUAGUAUUCUUUUAAUCUGUGGUAUUAUGUUUGUAAUAUUGUCCUGUAAAUCUGUUAAGUUUCUGUUCGUGACAUGUAAAUAUUAAAGUCAUUUUAUGCUUUGAAAGUUAUUUUAAUAUACUGUUAGAUACUAGAAAGAAAAUGUUCAGCACAUAAAUAUUUCAAUGAUUAUGCAAAUGUGAUGAGAAUAUUUUUCUGAAUGAAUGAUCAUAACAUUACUGAUUUAUAACUUAAAGAGGUCAUUCUUUAUGGUGAAAUAUUAUUGGCAUGUCAACUUUCCCAAACCAUGGAUCCUCAAGUUGUCACAUGUUGCUCAGGCCUCUCUUUUUUGACUCCUUGCUUUGCAAAAAUCGUGACACUUGAAAAAAAAUUGGUGGCCAAGUGGAAACGUAAGUAAUGAAUUUUUGGGGGUGACAUCCAAAAGAUUAAUUUGGCUUCUAUUUCAACAUGUUUGACCUAGUUGGAAUAUGUUGAAUUAAUUUUUUGCCUGAAGACUAAGCUGGAAGGAAUGAGUUCUCAAUCUUUAUGUUUUAUUCUACAUUUCUGAAAAAAAAUAAUGUUCAACAUAUAUGUAAAUUAGGACAUUUUGAAAAUUCUGUCUCAUUUGUGUAUGUAUAUAUUACAUUGGGGUGUUCAUGCAUAACAUGUAUUUGAUAUUGAUAUUGAUCUUUUUGCAACCAUGGUAACCUGUGUAAAUGUGUGUAUCGGCACACAAUCCGUCCACAACUCUGCACCAUCUGUGUUUCAUUAUAACCUGUUUGUUUUCAUGUGACUAGUGUAUGGAAUGCAGAGUGUACACUGUUGUUAUUAUGGCUGUCACAUGAAAUCACCACUGUUGUCUUCAUUUUAUGUCGCCGCAAUGACAUUACUGGAAUAUUGCUAAAAGCAGCAUAAAACUGAACUCAUUUUGUGUCGUGUAAUCCACUUUCUGGGAAUACUUCAAACCAUUAAAUCAUUGCACUGGCAAUACGUGCAUACACCAAAAGUGCUGCCAAUUGAUUUUGGAGUUAAGACAGAAUUGUACAUGAGUAAAAUAUUUUGCUGCAGAAUAUUGUCAGGGUUACCUCCCUUAUCUGCGCCAGUAUUGGGCUUCUGAGUUAGAAUAGGUCUCCAGUUGUCAGUGCUUAUUGUAAAGGGUGACUUAUGGAUGGGUUUUAUCUCAACUCACGAACAUGUGGGAUCCCAGGGACCCCUAAUUAUUACUUUUAAGGGUCCUUGCAGGCAAAACAAGUGUCCUGUGACGUAACAGUGUAGAGAACUGUACCUUUUGAUAAUUUCUUGUUGACGGACGUAUGAAAUGAUGUUCGUAACUGCCAAGAAAGAAACAACCAACACUUUACAAAGUCAUAGAUGUGUUAUGGGUACAGUGAAUAAUAUUGUGCAUCCCUUUGGAAUGUGUUGGCAUAAUGUAUUUCCUUUGUAUCCAUUGAUCCAGUGUUCAGUGUGUAAGGUUCUGUCCUUGUUCCAUUAGGUUUAGUUGUUGUUAUACAAUGCAAAGUACAUAUUCAAACUGAUGUAAAAUAAGUAAAAUCUUCUGUCCAAGAUAUUUUUAUGGAUUAAACUUCUUUAUGAUUUCCCUCACGGCAUUUCGAGACCAUUCCAGGUCCCUUUAUCAGGUGAUGCCACUGAAAGACAUAAAAUCUUCUGCAUCAUAAAAAUGUUUUUGCUGAAUAGGCAUUGUAUUUUGCUAUAUUUGUUACAAGAUCUGUUAUAUCAAGUGGUUGGCACAUGUCAGUAUAUUGAUGGGAAUGUGUGGUUAAUGUGAUUGUUUUGACAAGAUUGACUCCAAUGUUGUUAAUCUGCUCUUCUAGUUUGUCCUGACUGGAUCUGUGUGUAUAUUUGGGUCAUGCUCAUAAUCAUCGUUGACAAUCUCCAGGGCAUACGUUCUGAUAAAUCUCCAUAAGCACCCUGGAUGCAUUUACGUCUCAGCCCGAUAAUUGUAUUACCUCUCUUUGCUGGCUUCACCUUCUCACAGUAGCCAAUCAGAUAAGCUGUUACAACCGAGCUUGCAAGUGUCAACAAAGAUGGCGGCUGAAGCCUUGAAGGUUUGCUCGCUCUGAGACUCAGAUUUAGGGG
Messenger RNA from Haliotis rubra (blacklip abalone), 8469 nucleotides. Its product is annotated as zinc finger protein 91-like. Gene Ontology annotation, cellular component: nucleus. The transcript is spliced from 4 exons. The record is from RefSeq and is a predicted model, not a curated record. Lineage: Eukaryota; Metazoa; Mollusca; Gastropoda; Lepetellida; Haliotidae. Bases 384 to 5675 code for a protein of 1763 amino acids.